Molecule: messenger RNA, 1473 nt
Organism: Oryza sativa Japonica Group (Japanese rice)
Lineage: Eukaryota; Viridiplantae; Streptophyta; Magnoliopsida; Poales; Poaceae
Product: ethylene-responsive transcription factor ERF024
Biological process (GO): regulation of DNA-templated transcription
Molecular function (GO): DNA binding; DNA-binding transcription factor activity
Source: RefSeq, a predicted model, not a curated record
AAGGAAGCGCAUCUCCUUCCUGCGGUAUUCUGUGUGCCUCUCUCUCUCUCUCUCUCCUCCACCUUGUCGUAGAGAGGAGGCGGCCAUGGAAGCUGCCGCGAUCCAUGCGCCCACCACCACCACCUCCUCCGACUCCGGCUCGUGCGUCACCAAUGGCACGCGAGAGAAGCGCGAGAUCUCUAAGCACAAGCAGCUCAAGCGGAAGAGGAGCACCUCUCCUGCUCCUCCUCCCGGCUGCGGCGGCGGCCAAGGACAGGAAGCGGCGGUGGAGACUGACGCUGACGCUGGCGCCGCCGGCGAGGAGGAGAGCAGCAGCUGCGGUGGCGCUGGCGCCGGCGAGGGCGAGCGCAAGAGGGGUGACGCCGGCAGGCACCCGUCGUACCGCGGCGUGAGGCGGCGGAGCUGGGGCAAGUGGGUGUCGGAGAUCCGCGAGCCGCGCAAGAAGUCGCGCAUCUGGCUCGGCACCUUCCCGACGGCGGAGAUGGCCGCGCGCGCGCACGACGUGGCCGCGCUCGCCAUCAAGGGCCGCGCCGCGCACCUCAACUUCCCGAGCCUCGCCCACACGCUCCCGCGCCCGGCCUCCACCUCACCCUCCGACAUCCAGGCCGCCGCCGCCCUCGCCGCAGCUGCAGCCGCCACCGACCAAUGCGAGUCCUCCUCCUCUGCCGUCGCCGCCGCCACCGCCACCGACGCCGAGGCGGCGGAGUCCACCUCGUCGGCCGCGGCCAGCCCGUGCGCCGCCACCAGCAGCGUCGAGGAGAACGCGCUGUUCGACCUGCCCGACCUUCUCCUCGACCUGAGCGACGGGCUCUGGUGCUCACCCGUCUGGACGACAGCGCCGGCCGAUCAGUACGACGCCGGCGACGACGGCGACGACGCCGCGGCGCCGCUCCUGUGGGCCGAGCAGUGCUGGAUGGACGCCCCAGCGGCGCCCGUGCAGCCUGACUAAUUAAGCCAAUCCACCUGCUCCGACUCGCCGGCCGGCCAUUGCACCGGUUGGGUUGGUCGCAGCAGUCAACCUAUCGACACCAUGGGCGUCUUUUUCUUUUCUCUCUGUUUUUUUUUCUUUUUUGGAGGUGCCUUGCUUCGUGUGCAGUGAAACGGCGCCACGCCGCGUUUGCGGUGGGCGAUCAGGCGAUGUGAUUUAAUUAAUUACGGAGGGGAAGUCGUUUUAGCGCGAGGUGAAACAGCGGAUUGCAUCGAUCGGCGGCAAGAACUGCCUAGACAUUUCAUUGAUCAAAUUACUAAUUACUCCCCUUCGUGGUUGUGUGUAAAUCAAUUCGGCAAACAUUUUGGGAGAGCCUCGUGUAAUUUCGUCUUUUUCUUCUUCUUCUUUUUUAUUUUUACAGUAGUAGCGUGCAUUGUAAAUUUUAGAGAUGUGCUAUAUAUGCCUAUGGCCUAAAAAGUAUUCAGAGACGUGCUAUAUAAACGAUUUUGCUUCAGAUAACUCGAACGUUCAGUCAUAUUUCUUCU